CCCAGCCUCGCGGCGGCUGCAGCCGCAGCAACAGGCGGCGGGCUCGCCAAGGGGCGGAGGCGGCGAAGGGGCGGGGAGCGUGAGGAGGAGCGAGCUGGUCCUGCGCCGCCGCCUCUUCCCCGCCGCAUGGACGAGCACCUCAGCCUCCUGCGCUCGCCGCCGCCGCCGCCCUCAACCCGCCACCGCGCCCACCCUCCGCAGCACCCGGCGAGCCGCGGCGGCGGCGGCGGCGGCGGUGGUGGUGGCGACGCCCACACGCUGGUGAACCCCGGCUACGCCGAGCCCGCCGCGGGCCCCGAGCUGCCGCCCGACAUGACGGUGGUGCCUGGGGACCACCUGCUGGAGCCUGAGGUCGCCGACGGCGGCGGGGACCCGCCUCAGGGCGGCUGCGGCGGUGGCGGCGGCUGCGACCGCUACGAGCCGCUGCCGCCCGCGCUGCCAGCCGCCGGGGAGCAGGACUGCUGCGGGGAGCGCGUGGUCAUCAAUAUCUCCGGGCUGCGCUUCGAGACGCAGCUCAAGACCCUCUGCCAGUUCCCGGAGACGCUGCUGGGCGACCCCAAGCGGCGCAUGAGGUACUUCGACCCGCUCCGCAACGAGUACUUCUUCGACCGCAACCGGCCCAGCUUCGACGCCAUCCUCUACUACUAUCAGUCCGGGGGGCGCAUCCGCCGGCCGGUCAAUGUGCCCAUCGACAUCUUCUCCGAGGAGAUCCGCUUCUACCAGCUGGGCGAGGAGGCCAUGGAGAAGUUCCGCGAGGACGAAGGCUUCCUGCGGGAGGAGGAGCGGCCCCUGCCCCGCCGCGAUUUCCAGCGCCAGGUGUGGCUGCUCUUCGAGUACCCGGAGAGCUCCGGACCCGCCCGGGGCAUCGCCAUCGUGUCGGUGCUCGUCAUCCUCAUCUCCAUCGUCAUCUUCUGCCUGGAGACGCUGCCCGAGUUCCGCGACGAGAAGUACUACACCGCCUCGCCGUCGCAGGAGCUGUUUGAGGGGGGCAGCAACAGCACGUCGGGGGCCCCCGCGGGGAACUCCAGCUUCUCGGAUCCCUUCUUCGUGGUGGAGACCCUGUGCAUCAUCUGGUUCUCCUUUGAGCUGCUGGUGCGGUUCUUCGCCUGCCCCAGCAAAGCCACCUUCUCGCGAAAUAUCAUGAACCUGAUAGACAUCGUGGCCAUCAUCCCGUAUUUCAUCACUCUGGGCACCGAGCUGGCCGAGCGACAGGGCAAUGGACAGCAAGCCAUGUCCCUGGCCAUCCUGAGGGUCAUCCGGCUGGUGCGGGUCUUCCGCAUCUUCAAGCUCUCCCGCCACUCCAAGGGGCUGCAGAUCCUGGGCCAGACGCUGAAGGCUUCCAUGCGGGAGUUGGGGCUGCUCAUCUUCUUCCUCUUCAUCGGCGUCAUCCUUUUCUCCAGCGCGGUCUACUUUGCUGAGGCAGACGACCCCACUUCAGGUUUUAGCAGUAUCCCGGAUGCCUUCUGGUGGGCUGUGGUAACCAUGACAACGGUAGGCUACGGUGACAUGCACCCGGUGACCAUAGGGGGCAAGAUUGUAGGGUCACUCUGUGCCAUCGCUGGUGUCUUGACCAUUGCUUUGCCAGUCCCUGUGAUCGUCUCCAACUUCAAUUACUUCUAUCACCGGGAGACGGAAGGGGAAGAGCAAGCCCAGUACAUGCACGUGGGAAGUUGCCAGCACCUCUCCUCUUCAGCCGAGGAGCUCCGGAAAGCGAGGAGUAACUCCACUCUGACUAACAUCCAUCAAAGUCUAGAAACAGAUGUUUUCAGUGCUGCUGAGAGAAACAAAAAAAUGUCCUAAUGCAUCUGAGAGAUAAGCUUCUGCAGUAUCACAAGAAGAUUAAAGUGGCAGACACUCCUUUCAGCGGAAGUUACUAAUUCGGACCUGACUGAUGCAGUUCCCAUAGCAACCUGUGUUUCCCGGGAAACCCGAAAAGGUUGUCAUGGCAUCUCUUGCUCUCUAGCCCCACCCCCUAGCCCUUGCCGUUUCCACUGUAACCUUUCCAGAUGGUUCCUACUUACAUGAUUUCACAAGGAAAACCGCUAUUUGAAUAAACCGCACAAAUAAAGUUCAGUCUGAGAAUCUGAGGUGGUGAAAUGAAUUACAAAAAUGCAUAUUUGUACUACAAAAAAAAAUCACUGAUGUCAUCCCCAUAAUUACUGAAUCGACAAGGAAAAUAUCGUCAUUGGAAUGUUAAAUAUACACCACAAUAAACCAUGAUUUGAAUUAAA
Phacochoerus africanus (Common warthog) is the source of this 2231-nucleotide messenger RNA. RefSeq names its product potassium voltage-gated channel subfamily A member 3 (gene KCNA3). The record is from RefSeq and is a predicted model, not a curated record. Lineage: Eukaryota; Metazoa; Chordata; Mammalia; Artiodactyla; Suidae. Gene Ontology annotation, biological process: protein homooligomerization; potassium ion transmembrane transport. Gene Ontology annotation, cellular component: axon; membrane; voltage-gated potassium channel complex. The coding region runs from base 127 to 1800 and encodes 557 amino acids. Gene Ontology annotation, molecular function: delayed rectifier potassium channel activity; protein binding. The transcript has 2 exons.